This is a messenger RNA of Neogale vison (American mink), 2832 nucleotides long. It is a transcript of the gene WARS1, whose product is annotated as tryptophanyl-tRNA synthetase 1. Gene Ontology annotation, biological process: tryptophanyl-tRNA aminoacylation. The record is from RefSeq and is a predicted model, not a curated record. The coding region runs from base 201 to 1631 and encodes 476 amino acids. Gene Ontology annotation, cellular component: cytoplasm. Gene Ontology annotation, molecular function: tryptophan-tRNA ligase activity; ATP binding. The transcript is spliced from 11 exons. Lineage: Eukaryota; Metazoa; Chordata; Mammalia; Carnivora; Mustelidae.
CUUUUCUGAAAAGGAAACUGAAAGAGUCGGGGAAGACUAUAAAGGAAGACCGCGGGCUGCUCGGGGCAGGCUCCGCCGCUCCUCCGCCUCGCGGGACCCGUGGCCGCCUCCGCCCGCCGUGCCUCCCCGGUCCUCGUUUUGUCUGGACCACGGAGCAGCUCUUCCAGCCUCUUAGCCAGCUGCCAGCCUAGGUCCCGGAGAUGGCCGACGUGCCCAACGGUGAGCAGGGGUGUGCCUCCCCGCUGGAACUGUUCAACAGCAUAGCUGCCCAGGGGGAGCUCGUGAGGUCCCUCAAAGCGGGAAAGGCGUCAAAGGAUGAAAUCGAUUCUGCAGUGAAGAUGUUGUUAUCAUUGAAAAUGAGCUACAAAGCGGCAGUGGGGGAGGACUACAAGGCUGACUGCCCUCCAGAGAACUCAGCACCUGAGAGCAAUAGUGGCCUGGGAUCCGCAGAAACUGAGGAGGAUUUUGUGGACCCGUGGACAGUCCAGACGAGCAGCGCCAAGGGCAUUGACUAUGACAAGCUCAUUGUUCGGUUCGGAAGCAGUAAAAUUGACAAGGAGCUGGUAAACCGGAUAGAGCGAGCCACGGGCCAGAAACCACACCGCUUCCUGCGCAGAGGCAUCUUCUUCUCACACAGAGAUAUGAACCAGAUUCUUGAUGCCUACGAGAAUAAGAAGCCAUUUUAUCUGUACACGGGCAGGGGCCCCUCUUCUGAAGCAAUGCAUGUAGGUCAUCUCAUCCCGUUUAUCUUCACAAAGUGGCUGCAGGAUGUGUUCAACGUGCCGUUGGUCAUCCAGAUGACGGAUGACGAGAAGUACCUGUGGAAAGACCUGACCCUGGACCAGGCCUACGGCUACGCCGUGGAGAACGCCAAGGACAUCAUUGCCUGUGGCUUUGACAUCAACAAGACUUUCAUCUUCUCUGACCUGGACUACAUGGGGAUGAGCCCGGGCUUCUACAAGAACGUAGUGAAGAUUCAGAAGCACGUUACCUUCAACCAAGUGAAAGGCAUUUUUGGUUUCACCGACAGUGACUCCAUCGGGAAGAUCAGCUUUCCCGCCAUCCAGGCUGCCCCCUCCUUCAGCAACUCCUUCCCUCAGAUCUUCCGAGACAGGACGGACAUCCAGUGCCUCAUCCCCUGUGCCAUCGACCAGGAUCCAUACUUCAGGAUGACAAGAGACGUCGCCCCCAGGAUCGGCUACCCUAAACCAGCCCUGCUGCACUCCACCUUCUUCCCCGCUCUGCAGGGGGCCCAGACCAAGAUGAGCGCCAGCGACCCCAACUCCUCCAUCUUCCUCACGGACACCGCCAAGCAGAUCAAGACCAAGGUCAACAAGCAUGCGUUUUCUGGAGGCAGAGACACCGUCGAGGAGCACAGGCAGUUCGGAGGCAACUGUGACGUGGACGUGUCCUUCAUGUACCUGACCUUCUUCCUCGAGGACGAUGACAAGCUCGAGCAGAUCAGGAAGGACUACACCAGCGGCGACAUGCUCACUGGCGAGCUCAAGAAGACGCUCAUAGAGGUUCUGCAGCCCUUGAUCGCCGAGCACCAGGCCAGGCGCAAGGAGGUCACAGACGAGAUCGUGAAAGAGUUCAUGACUCCCCGGAAGCUGUCCUACGACUUCCAGUAACACUCCUUUUAUAUGUGCUUAUAAAGACAUGUAAUUUACCAAUAAUUCCAGCCCAAUCAAAUCAGCACUACCCAUAGGCUCUGUCACACGGUAAUUACUGGAUGGUAUCUGGAAGCCCUGUGUGUGUGUCCGUGCCGUUUUUUUCCCAUGACGUCCUCCUUUCUGUCUCUCGUGGGCCAAACCCUUGGGGUCACUGGGUGCCGGCUAACGUUCCAUGGUCAGACAGUCCCGCUGGAGUCUCUCCCACAGAGCAGACCCCCAUGGGGGACCUUUGGCUCUGUGUCCACAGGCCAGCCUGUCCGGUCCAGAGGACAGCUGCUGGUCGCCACACUCUCAGACCUGCUCUGUGAAGGAGCGUGGUGUCUGUCUGCGUCCCUGAAUCAAAACGCAUUAGCGUCCGUUCAAGCGUGCUUUGAAAAGUCUGCGAGCGGCGGGGUGGUGGGCACAGGCGUAAUUCCGGCCGCGCCCAAGGGAAUUGAGAAGAAGACUCGCCGACUGAAAGCUUUGCGAGACAUUUGGCUACAUGAGCUCCCAGCUUGAAAGCUGCUUUCCACGUUGAAUAUUGGCCCGCGGCGGCCGGGCGUUAUAAAUUGAGUCUUCGUGGGCGAGACUCCAGUUCCUACCACGCUCCCACCCGUGCAUGCGCCCGCGCCAGGAAUCGCGCUUUUCCCCGAUGUGCUAACACUCCGUCGUGCCCGAUGUGCUAACACUCCGUCGUGCCCGAUGCGCUAACACUCCGUCGUGCCCGAUGCGCUAACACUCCGUCGUGCCCGAUGCGCUAACACUCCGUCGUGCCCGAUGCGCUAACACUCCGUCGUGCCCGAUGUGCUAACACUCCGUCCACCACGCAGUCCCUGACACUCCGCCCUGAAAGCCAAGGGCCGCUUCGUGCUGGUCGUGCCAGAUGCUGAGGGCUCUGUUGUCUUUGCAGAUGCUUUUGUUUUGACACUUGACUGGCGUGGAAGUCUCUGCACAGAGCAGUGCCCCGGGCCAGGUGGACGUAGCUAGAAAGUGCGCGGCGCCCUCCAGGCCCCGAGCGGCCUGUCCCCGGGAGGCUUGGUAAACCGCGCACCCUGUGUAGUUUGGAAAAGCGGAAGACCUGUCUCAGGGAAGGCCCAGGCUUGAGGGGUCUGUGCUUUCUGGAGAUGCGGGGUCCACUCCCUCAUGCCGCUCAUUGGCGUGAAUAAACUUCCUUCGGUCC